AGGUGUCUCCGGGCUCUAUAAAGACUGACUGAACACUGCCAGGCACCUCUCCCGAGGACCGUGUGUAAACUCUGGCUGUCUGCUUGCUCCUCGGAAAAUGCAGCGGCUGCUGAGUCCAGCAAAGCGACUUCUACAGGUGAAGAGUGGGAUGCAAAAAGCACCUGCCGAGGCUGCUAGCCUUCUCUCAGCUGCCCUCCAAAGGUUUUCUACAGUCCCUGCUGUCCCCUUGGCCAGAACGAACACUUGGCCAAAGGAUGUGGGCAUCCUGGCCAUGGAGGUGUAUUUCCCCGCCCAGUACGUGGACCAGACAGACCUGGAGAAAUACAACAACGUAGAAGCCGGGAGGUACACGGUGGGCUUGGGCCAAACCCACAUGGGCUUCUGCUCAGUCCAGGAGGACAUCAACUCCCUGUGCCUGACGGUGGUGCAGCGGCUGAUGGAGCGCACGAAGCUCCCGUGGGACUCUGUGGGCCGGCUGGAAGUGGGCACCGAGACCAUCAUCGACAAGUCCAAGGCUGUUAAAACGGUGCUCAUGGAGCUCUUCCAGAACUCAGGCAACACUGACAUCGAGGGCAUAGAUACCACCAAUGCCUGCUACGGCGGCACUGCCUCCCUCUUCAACGCGGCCAACUGGAUGGAGUCCAGCUACUGGGAUGGUCGCUAUGCAAUGGUGGUCUGUGGGGACAUUGCAGUGUACGCCAGAGGAAAUGCUCGCCCCACGGGCGGGGCCGGGGCCGUGGCAAUGCUGGUUGGGCCCGAGGCUCCCCUGGUCCUUGACAGAGGGCUUCGGGCAACCCACAUGGAGAACGUCUACGAUUUCUACAAACCAGACCAGUCCACGGAAUACCCAAUGGUGGACGGGAAGCUCUCCAUCCAGUGCUACUUACGGGCCUUGGACCGAUGUUACGCAGUAUACCGUCAAAAAAUCCAGAACCAGUGGAAGCAAGCUGGCAUCGACCGACCUUUCACUCUCGAUGAUUUACAGUUCGUCAUCUUCCACACGCCCUUUUGCAAGCUGACACAGAAAUCCUUGGCUCGCCUGAUGUUCAAUGACUUCCUGUCCGCCAGUAACGACACACAGAUCAGCCACUACAAGGGGCUGGAGGCCUUCAGGGGGCUAAAGCUGGAAGACACCUACGACCACAAGGAGCUUGAAAAAGCUUUGCAAAAGGCCUCCCUGGACAUGUUCAACAGGAAAACCAAGGCCUCCCUUUACUUCUCCACGCACAACGGGAACACGUACACCUCGUCCCUGUAUGGGUGUCUGGCCUCACUUCUGUCCCAGCACUCUGCCCAGGACCUGGCUGGCUCCAGGAUUGGUGCCUUUUCCUAUGGCUCUGGCUUGGCAGCCAGUUUCUUUUCACUUCAAGUGUCCCAGGAUGCUUCUCCAGGCUCCCCCCUAGAAAAGCUGGUAUCUAGUAUGUCAGACCUGCCAAAACGCCUUGCCUCCAGGAAGCGCAUGUCUGCUGAGGAGUUCACGGCAAUAAUGGACCAAAGAGAACAAUACUACCACAAGGUGGAUUUCUCACCCCCUGGAGACACAAAGAACCUUUUCCCAGGCACCUGGUACCUGGAGAGAGUGGACGAGCUGUAUCGCCGGAAGUACGCCCGCUGUCCGGUCUAAAGGUGCUCCGUGGAGCGGUCCCUGGGAAAAGUCCACUAGCAGAGCUUUUGCCCGAGAAUCAGGUAAAGAAAAACAAACAACAGCCCACUCGGAGCUGGUACACAGAUCGGAUUAGACACACCAGCCCUGUAAGCCCUGGCGAGUGACAGCCACCCUCCGUGAGGCCUUCGUGCCUUUUCCUGCUGUAGUCACUGUCAUGGGCUUGUGACUCUGUGGGUCAGGGGCCCUUUGUGAAAAAGAGGGCUGGGGAAAAGGCCUGGCCUUGCCCUCCAGAAAUGCGGCAGAUCAGUUGUCUCCAGGAUCCGGAUACCUUGCUUAUCGUCCAUUGUAGCUUUGCUUUUAUUAUUAUUACUAAAUCUCUGUGCUGUUCUGUCUUUA
This is a messenger RNA of Phyllostomus hastatus (greater spear-nosed bat), 2002 nucleotides long. It is a transcript of the gene HMGCS2, whose product is annotated as 3-hydroxy-3-methylglutaryl-CoA synthase 2. Bases 98 to 1624 code for a protein of 508 amino acids. Gene Ontology annotation, biological process: acetyl-CoA metabolic process. The record is from RefSeq and is a predicted model, not a curated record. Lineage: Eukaryota; Metazoa; Chordata; Mammalia; Chiroptera; Phyllostomidae. The transcript is spliced from 10 exons. Gene Ontology annotation, cellular component: mitochondrion. Gene Ontology annotation, molecular function: hydroxymethylglutaryl-CoA synthase activity.